Medioppia subpectinata is the source of this 1882-nucleotide messenger RNA. NCBI's taxonomy places the organism in Eukaryota, Metazoa, Arthropoda, Arachnida, Sarcoptiformes, Oppiidae. The record is from the annotation of a GenBank genome assembly.
GUCAAACAAAUGGCAAACAAUAGGUUUUGAAUGAAAGUCACGUAAAAUUUAAAGAGUGUAUCGAGACGUCGAUUAUGUAGUGAACAAGUGUUGACUCAAACACUCAUUUCGUUUGCAAUUUGUUUUGAUUUUGAAAAAAACGACCGAAAAAUCAAAAAAUGUUUUUACGAUUUAUUUAUCGGUUUUAAUGUGUUUUUUAAAUGACGACAACUUUUAACACAAUUAUAAUUACAUUAAAUUAAUUAAUAAUAUAUUGUUUGCCAAACAAAUGGCAGAACUGAAGAAAUGCGCCAACGAUUUCAUCUUCACGGGCUUCUUAGGCGAGGGAUCCUUCUCUACCGUAUAUUUGGCAAAAGAGGUUCAGUCGAGUCGUGUCAACAAUAGAGAGGUUGCGAUCAAAGUGUGCGAAAAGCAGUUAAUCCGGAGGGAGAAGAAGAGUUCCGCUAUUCUUCGUGAGAAGAAAUGUCUUCACACACUCACCACAAAUCCGUCGAAAUUAUUCAUUCAACUCUUGUGCACAUUUCAAGACAAUGACAGACUCUUUUUUGUCAUGAAUUACGCCAAAAACGGCGAAUUACUGUCACUUAUCAACCAAAGGGAUGUCUUCGACGAGAACUGUUGCCGUUUUUAUGCCGCAGAGAUCCUCUUGGCUUUAGAGCAUUUGCAUAAAUUAGGGAUUGUCCACAGAGAUUUAAAGCCCGAAAAUAUACUAUUGAAUGAGGAAAUGCAUAUUCAAGUGACUGAUUUUGGUUCCGCUCUUAUCAUGAGAGACAACGAGAGCGCCGAACAACAGCCGCAGCGACCGCUUCCCGAAUCCCAGGCCUCUGUCGACGACCAAAACAAUAGGCGUCGGAGGAACUCAUUUGUGGGAACCGCUCAUUACGUGUCGCCCGAAAUGUUGAACAACAAGAUCUCGACGCCGAGCUCUGACUUGUGGGCGUUUGCGUGUAUUUUGUAUCAAAUGAUUAGCGGUUCCACACCUUUUCGAGCGCCGAACGAAUAUUUAAUAUUUCAGAAAAUAAUUAAUUUGGAGUUUGAAUACACGGAUGACUUCAGCGAUGCGUCCAAAAGUCUAAUUACGAGUAUUUUGCAAAAGAAUGCCUGCAAUCGGUUGGGCGCUAACGAUGACAUACAACGAGACGGCUAUUUGUCUAUCAAAUCGCACCCAUAUUUCGCUCCUUUGGCUAAUAAAUGGGCGAAACUUGAGGAGACGACUCCCCCGGUGUCGGCCUCAGUGGUGGUCAACAAGUCCGCCGCUCGCAACGAAAACCACAGUUCCAGCGCCACAGAGAACGUUGAGCCCGGAUUGGCUGAGAAGCAAAUCACUCGUAUCAUGGGUUUAGCACUUCAUGAGGAUUUCGAUCGGACGACCAUUAAUGCAAAACCCGUCGGAAUUCUCGAUAUAUCGACACAAGAGAUGCACAAAAGACUCGAAACACAACGAAAGAGCAAUGAAUUUCACCAAUUCGUUGACGAAAACCUAAUACUAAAACAGGGAUACAUUGAGAAGAAGAAAGGGCUGUUCGCACGCAAACGCAUGUUUUUGCUGACCACUGGUCCGCACCUGUAUUACGUGGACGCGGCAAAUAUGGUGCUCAAAGGACAGGUGCCCUUCUCGAAGGACAUGAGACCCGAGGCAAAGAACUUCAAGAAUUUUUUCAUCCAUACUCCCAACAGGUCUUAUAUACUGGAGGACACGUCGGGAAACGCUCCCGAUUGGUGUAAAAUCGUGGAAGAGGUUCGAGAGGCGACAUACGGGCCGCCAUCGCAACCCGACGAAAGCCCAACCAAUACAAGUUCUCGUUUGUGUAACUCUAAUGUAUCGCUUCCUCAUCUCAACAAUAGCUCUCAUCCAUCCAUUCCUCAUACUAUACGCUACUAA